AUGUCAUUCUUCGCGCUGGCUUUCAGCGAGUACGCGAUGUAUUUCAACACCAUCCGAGACGUGUAUGAGGCAUGGGUGAUCUACAACUUCCUGUCGCUGUGUCUGGCGUGGGUGGGGGGUCCCGGAGUGGUCGUGACGUCUCUCGCUGGUCGCGUGCUCAAGCCGUCCAUCGUUCUCGGCACGUGCUGCCUGCCUCCCAUGCCGCUCGACGGCCGAUUCAUCCGGCGCUGCAAACAAGGCUGCCUGCAGUUCGUGUUCCUCAAGCCCAUUCUAGCCGCGCUCUCGCUCAUCCUCUACUCGUACGGGCUGUACAACGACGGCAACUUCAGCGCGUUUGACUCGUACCUGUACAUCACGUGCGUCUACAUGAUCUCCUACUCCAUCGCCAUCUACGCGCUCAUCCUCUUCUACGUCGCCUGCAAGGACCUCCUCACCUCCUUCAACCCCAUCCCCAAGUUCCUCAUGAUCAAGGCGGUUGUCUUCCUCACUUACUGGCAGGGGGUCAUCAUCUUCCUCAUCGCCCAUUUCACAGCCAGCCCAGAGGGAGCAGCGGACCUCCAAAACGUAAUCAUCUGCUGCGAGAUGGCGCUAGGAGCCAUCGGCUUCAUGAUUGCAUUCCCCGUGAAACCCUACAUGGUCGCGAACGUGGGCACGUCAGGGGCCGGGCCGAUGGAUUUCCAGGGGUUCGGGCUCGCAGGGUUGGGCCUGGCGAAUAUGACCGAGGAGCAGAGGGGUGCGCUGAUUUCUGCGUUUAAGCAUUCUGUCAAUAUGGGGGAUGUGGUGAGCGACACGGUUCACCAGUUCGCCCCCACGUACCAUGACUAUGUGCUGUACAGCGAUGGGUCGCAGGACAAGCCGCAGCACUACCGCACCCGCACCUUCGUUCCAGCAGGCAAGGAGAUGGAGAAUGCGCCUAUUCUUCAAUCUCCCAUGGGAGAACCCUCGAGCUCUUACGACCCUCCGGUUAAGAAAACCAAUUCGUCGCUUUCUCGAAGCAGCAGCAAGGGAGGGGAGGGGAGCGGUGUUAGGGGGAUUGGUUCGGAGGGUGAGCCGCUGUCUCGGCGGGCUUCGAGCAUCAAUGAGGAGGAGAACUCGCGGUUGAGACGCAGCUCAGGGGCGGCGAGCAAGAAGGAGAACGAGUUUGGGUUUCUGAUGAACGAGGAUGAUAUGAUUGAGGAGGGGGAUCCUAGACUUGACCUUGAGGGGUUUGUAACUGGGUAA
This is a messenger RNA of Closterium sp. Naga37s-1, 1221 nucleotides long. NCBI's taxonomy places the organism in Eukaryota, Viridiplantae, Streptophyta, Zygnematophyceae, Desmidiales, Closteriaceae. The record is from the annotation of a GenBank genome assembly.